This is a messenger RNA of Truncatella angustata, 1223 nucleotides long. RefSeq lists its product as uncharacterized. NCBI's taxonomy places the organism in Eukaryota, Fungi, Ascomycota, Sordariomycetes, Amphisphaeriales, Sporocadaceae. The record is from RefSeq and is a predicted model, not a curated record. Bases 1 to 1128 code for a protein of 375 amino acids. The transcript is spliced from 7 exons.
AUGAAGGCUAUACACGCUGCCUUCAUCGUCCGGCGAGAUGCCAUCGACGACAACGUGCCUAACCCAUUAGGCACAAGUUUGAGCCAACGCUCGGUUGUGUUCGUGUGCAUAUCUUUCUUCUUCGUCUCUCUAAGACUCUUCACACGAUAUUUCUAUGGCAAGAUCAUUGGAGCUGACGACGCAUUCAUUUUUUUAUCACUCAUUCUCGCCAUCUGCCUUACCGUGACUUACAACGAAGAAGCAUUGAAUGGGUUCGGACUCCACACGGAUCAAGUCGAUAGUGCCCACAAAGUCACAGCCUUCAAAUGGUUCUUUGCAGCCCAGAUACUCUACAAGGCUGCCACAUGCAUGACUAAGCUGUCAAUAUGUACGCUGUAUCUUCGCAUCUUUCCAGAUCGUCGGUUUCGCAAGGCUGUCUGGGUCACGAUCGGCAUCAUUGUAGCCUACACAAUUGCCUCAAUCUUUGUGACCAUCUUUUCAUGCAACCCGGUGCAAAAAACAUGGGUGAAGACGAUGGCUGGCCAAUGCUUGGACUCCCGAUCCAUAUGGUAUGGAACUUCGGUCAUGGUCAUUUUGACUGACCUAAUGAUCAUGGUUCUACCUAUCAACGAGAUUCGCCGCCUGCAGCUACCGCUCACUAAGAAACUGUUACUGGCCAGCCUCUUCAGUCUUGGCUUCUUUGUUGUGGCCUGUACCAUCGUUCGCAUGGUAUCAGUGUCGCCGCAGACCACGGCGGCAGAUCAAAUAUACUAUCAAGCGAUUUCUAACAGCUGGACCUUCGUCGAAACAAACAUUGGAAUAAUUUGUGCUUGUCUACCGGUGGUUCGCAUUCCAAUAACACAUCAGUUUCGACGAUUCGGCCAAUCCACCAGAAAGACGGCUCUGAGCAGCGCUCCAUCCCAGAGUGGCUUCGAUCUCAAGACAAUCGGCCAUAUCCCAUCCCGAAAACAACUCUCGAAGAACGACGAAAAGAAUAGUAGUUUCGAGGCGCUAAUUGGCGGUGAUGGAGAGACCAGGAAGAUCAGGAUGAAUAUGAUUAUUACCCCAUCAAACUCACUCACACCCAGCGACAACAAAGUCAUGGCUGCCCAUGGUAACCCUACAAGUAAGGAUGGAACUAGUAUUUGAUGGCAUUUGAGAUGGUGUCCGCUGGAUCGUGGAUAAUAUACGAAUCCCAGUGUCGAGCUGAAUUAUCAUUACCACGAGCCCAAAUAGCAUCGAAU